Messenger RNA from Amborella trichopoda, 2386 nucleotides. Its product is annotated as Pentatricopeptide repeat (PPR) superfamily protein. The record is from RefSeq and is a predicted model, not a curated record. NCBI's taxonomy places the organism in Eukaryota, Viridiplantae, Streptophyta, Magnoliopsida, Amborellales, Amborellaceae. Gene Ontology annotation, molecular function: protein binding.
AGAGAGAGAGAAGAGAGAGAGAGAGAGAGAAAGAGAGAGAGAGAGAGAGAAUUUGUGAUUACUCAUCUAAAUACUAAUCCAACAAAGACAGGGAGGUGGUAGAGAGAGAAGAAGAGUUGCAGAUAGUGAAGAAGUCUAGAGAGAGAUUUGGGCCUCUUUUACAAAAAUUCCACACCAAUGUGGGUUUUCUUCCAUGAUAACAAAAGCCCAACUUUCUCCACGUCACAAAUUUCUCUUCUCAUAUGUAUAUAACAUAGAGAGAGCUCGGACUUCGGACUAUAAGAAAAAUGGAAGAUUUGUAUGCAAUAUUAGACUUAUUUUGAUCGCUUCGGAUAAAGGUUUCAUUUCCAGGCAAUGUAAUUUUGUUCAGAAUGGCUGAGAUAUUGAAUAGCGGCUUCAGAAAUGGUGUAAAUUCAUCAUUUUCCCAUCUCUAUUCUCUCUCUACAAGCCAUAAAUUGAGAAUUCCUCCAUAUUUUCGCGGAUGUAAAGUGGGUUUUCUUGGAAACAGAGGUAUGGGCGGAUCCCAAAAAAGAAUAAUUUUUGUGGAUGAAGUUAGAGUCACAAAAUUCACCAGUUUUAAGGAAUUCAAUGGGUGGGUUUCUCAGUGUAGUUUUGCUCCUGUGAAUUAUUCAAUAAGGGCUAUUUAUAUCGAAUCAUCCGAGCUAAACUCAAUAGAAUCAAAAGCAAAAAUACCACCUUGGGGUGUUAAAUUCAUCACUGAAGACAAAAAUGUUGAUUCUACUUCAGUUUUUGGGUCUAAUCAUGAUUCAAAGAGGCCUCAUCCUGACAUGAGCAAACCCACUUCAAGUUCUGAUUCAAAAGUGCAACAGAAUGAGUUAAAGAUGCAUUUCUUAGAGGAAACAAAUGAAGAAAGUUUGUCGAAAAGGAUCUUGGUACUAAGCAGAUCAAACAAGAUCAACAGUGCUUUAGAAUUGUAUAUGUCAAUGGAGAUGUCAUCUCUUCAACCAAACUUGCAUUCUUGUAACUCUCUUAUAUCUUGUCUUUUGAGAAAUAAUAGGCUUGAUGAUGCUCUAAAGAUGUUUGAUACAAUGAAGAAGAAGAGAGUGGUUUCAGGCCAUACAUACAGCUUGAUAUUUAAGGCAAUUUCCUUUUGUCAAGGUUGGGAGAGAGCUUUGAAAAUGUUCAAUGAACUGAAGACAAAUGAUUUUGAUAUAGUAGUCUAUAAUACUUUGAUCUCUAUAUGUGGAAAAGAGAAUCAAUGGGACCAAGUACAGCUUCUUUGGAGAGGUCUUAAGCAAGAUGGUCACAAAGGAACUAUGGUUACUUACUCAUUGUUAGUGAGUAUUUUUGUAAGAAAUGGGAGGCCUGAACUAGCCAUUGAUGCAUAUCAUGAAAUGAUAGAAAAUGGGUGUAAACCCAGAGAAGAUGUCUUGAAAGCUAUGGUUUCAGCCUGUGCACAGGAGGGGCAGUGGGCUUUGGCUCUAAGCAUAUUUAGGCAAAUGUUGAAAGAUGGAUUGCACCCAAAUGCUAUUGCAUAUAAUACACUGAUCAAUUGCUUGGGAAAAGUUGGAGAGGUUAAACUCGCUAUUAAAAUCUACAACCAUAUGAAGGCAUCGGAAAAUAAACCCGACACAUAUACAUGGAAUGCAUUACUCAGUGCACUAUAUAUUGCAGGUCAAUAUGAUGAUGCUCUUUUGCUGUUCGAAAGAAUUGACAGUUCACAGUUGAACAUUCAUAUAUAUAACUUGGCUUUGAUGUCAUGUAAACGGCUAGGCCUUUGGAAACAAUCCUUGCAGUUGCUGUGGAAGAUGGAGGCUAAUGAGACUAUGCCUUCAACUCUAUCUUACAAUCAUGUUAUUGGUGCUUGUGAAGUUGCAAGGAAGCCAAAAGUUGCUCUGCAAGUCUAUGAACAUAUGCUUAUGACGAAGUGUACACCGGACACAUUUACUUAUGUAUUGCUUAUUAGAGCAUGUGUGGUCGGAGCUCUUUGGGAUGAAGUGAUGGAAAUCUUAAAUCGUAUCCAACCAAAUGCGUCACUCUAUAAUGCACUCAUUUAUGAUUUGUGCUCACAAGGAAAGAUCACAUCAGCAAAAAUGAUGUACUCAAGGAUGCGUGCGUAUGGGCUCAACCCUGAUGGUCGAACAAGAGCCUUGAUGCUUCAACACUUACCAUCAGAUUCCGUUAAGGAGUACAUCAGCUCAAUCUUGUUGCCCUCGGCAACAAGCAUGUAUGAACCAUCUCGCGGAGUACAUGUCCGGAUAGCUCAAAGUCUCCAUAGUUAGCUCUAGAUCUUCCGGUCGAAAAACAACGUCGAUGAAGAUGUAUAGGUGCACUAUUACGUGGUGGGAUUCCAAUUUUUCAUGAAAUUUCUAUUUGUCACUCAACAAUGGAGUCUUGCUUAUUUCUUUUUGUAAGGAUCGACGAA